Messenger RNA from Prunus armeniaca (apricot), 228 nucleotides. The record is from the annotation of a GenBank genome assembly. Lineage: Eukaryota; Viridiplantae; Streptophyta; Magnoliopsida; Rosales; Rosaceae.
AUGACUGGUAGUCCUUCUAAUCUCCAAAAUCAACAGCCAUAUCAGGGGCCUUCUAAAGAUGGUCUUUACCCACUUUUCUUCUCAUCUCACUCAUCCACCGCCCCCCGUGCCCUUACCACCUUGCACUCUCCUACUUGGCAUCGUCGUAUUGGUCAUCCAUCCCAUCUUGUGCUCUCUCACUUAGCGCCAUCUCUAGGCUUUAAAGUCUCUCAUGCUUUCUUCAACUAG